UAAGCGGCUAGUUGAGUGUUGUGCUACUGUUGGUUUUUAAUAAUCGGUUACUGAUUGUUAUGACGAGUGGAUCGUUGCUGCUUUUGUAUUUUUCUUGUUUGUGUAUUUGCCUCAUUAAUGCUAGUGAAGACAAUGCAACACAAGUUAAAGCUGUUAAAAAUUGCAAUGUAACGAAGAGCAUCGCGUUUCUUCGAGGACUUUCUGGUAUACUAUUUUCUGAUAAAUCAGACGACAAGCUGGACUAUUAUUUCAGUGUUUGUGGUUUCAAAACGUAUGGAAACACUUCAAUGUUUAUAAAUCAGACAGUUAUAUCAGUUGGUGAUGAUGAAAUUUCAGAAAUAGGGUCAUUUGCAAAUUUUUCACUCUCAUACAAAAGUGAUGGAUAUGUGUUGUUAUUUAACGAUUCAGUAAAUGCGGCGAAGUUGGUCCUUGGUUGUGGCAGUCUACCAGCCUUUCAUCGUGUCAGUAAUGAGGGGGAAGAAUAUUACGUUUUUAAUCUAUUCCAUCCUAGUCUUUGUGGCAUCCGUGAGUCUGUAAUGUACACGCUCAUUGUUGUAAUUAUUUGUACUUCAGUCCUUACUAUUGGAUAUUGUUUAUUAAGUUGUUUAAUAAAGAAAUGUAUAAGUGGACUAACGUGGUAUGAAUCCAUUCCAUAUAUUGAUACAUUUGAAAAUAUAAAUAGUCGAUUCAAGAAUUACAUUGUUCUUCAUUUUCAUCGACGUCAGACUCGUCUAGCUGAACCAGUUUAUGUACGUGUACCAUCUGAUUCACCUGAGCAUUCCGACAGUAGUGGUAAUAAUGAUAAUAAAAAGUUUGGAUCACUCUAUGCUGAUUUAACAGAAGAAAAACAACAGCUACUGGCAUCGAACACAAAUGAACCCCAGGAUGAUGAUGUAUUAUUAGCUCUAUAAAACAAAGUGGAUCGUUAUUACCACGAUCAGAUUGUGUUAUCUUCAUUAUAUGUGAUGAAUGGAUAUUUUUCAUUGUUUUGUUCUUGUUUUCUUUUUUCACUUUCUUGGUGAUAUAUUCGUCAGUUUAACUCACUCCUCUUUUCUCAGAUAAUCAUCACUAAGCGCUAACACUGAUGAUUUGUUGGCGGUGCAGGUGUUAGGGAGGAGGUGAUAUGCAUUUCAUCUUACUUUGUUGUGGAUUUCUUUUUUUUAAAAUAACCUAUUCAGAUACAUUUGUGUGUGGGUUAUUUUCCUUUAUUCUUGAUAUAAUUGUGGAUUUUAAGAAAUAACACACAGGUGUAUAUGUAUCACUGUCUCUCUAAUCAUUUAUGCCUCUUUGUUAUCAUGUGUGAUUUUAUCCUGGUGCCUUGUGUGUGUGUGUGUGUGUGCGUCUCUGUGUCCAUGUACAUGUAAGUCUCAUGAGCACAGACUUGUAUAUUUUAGGCAUAAUAAUGACAAUAACAGCUAGUGCUCUAUGUGUAUGUUGAACAACAAAUGGAUGAAAGGACCAGUUAUUCAUUCUAACCAGAUUUUAUGAGUUUCCGUGUCUUACUGCCCCCUCCAUCCGCGCCUCCCUCCAUUUAACUUCAUAUAUCAUAAUAAUAAUAAUAAUAAUAAUU
Messenger RNA from Trichobilharzia regenti, 1570 nucleotides. NCBI's taxonomy places the organism in Eukaryota, Metazoa, Platyhelminthes, Trematoda, Strigeidida, Schistosomatidae. The record is from the annotation of a GenBank genome assembly.